This is a messenger RNA of Psammomys obesus (fat sand rat), 475 nucleotides long. It is a transcript of the gene Lsm7, whose product is annotated as LSM7 homolog, U6 small nuclear RNA and mRNA degradation associated. Gene Ontology annotation, cellular component: catalytic step 2 spliceosome; U6 snRNP; Lsm1-7-Pat1 complex. The record is from RefSeq and is a predicted model, not a curated record. Gene Ontology annotation, molecular function: RNA binding. NCBI's taxonomy places the organism in Eukaryota, Metazoa, Chordata, Mammalia, Rodentia, Muridae. The transcript has 4 exons. The coding region runs from base 37 to 351 and encodes 104 amino acids. Gene Ontology annotation, biological process: nuclear-transcribed mRNA catabolic process; mRNA splicing, via spliceosome.
GGGCGGCGCCUGCCCAGAGCGGCGCGCGGCGGCAAGAUGGCGCAGGACAAAGAGAAAAAGAAGAAAGAAAGCAUCUUGGACCUGUCUAAGUACAUUGAUAAGACUAUCCGAGUGAAGUUCCAAGGUGGCCGGGAAGCCAGCGGAAUCCUGAAAGGGUUUGACCCUCUGCUCAACCUGGUGCUGGACGGGACCAUUGAGUACAUGCGAGACCCCGACGACCAGUACAAACUGACGGAGGACACGAGGCAGCUGGGGCUCGUGGUAUGCCGAGGCACCUCAGUGGUACUCAUCUGCCCGCAGGAUGGCAUGGAGGCCAUCCCCAACCCCUUUGUGCAGCAGCAGGACGCUUAGCUACCAGGGGAGGGUGGCCUGGCCCAGGGACCACCCUUCUGUGGGUGAACUUCUGUUUGGUGUUUUGGUCUUUCUGGUUUUGUUUUGUUUGUUUUGUUUUUUAAUAAAAUUGCCCACUUAGGCA